Babesia bovis T2Bo is the source of this 573-nucleotide messenger RNA. Its product is annotated as putative large subunit ribosomal protein L27e. Gene Ontology annotation, biological process: translation. The transcript is spliced from 2 exons. The record is from RefSeq and is a predicted model, not a curated record. Lineage: Eukaryota; Apicomplexa; Aconoidasida; Piroplasmida; Babesiidae. The coding region runs from base 104 to 544 and encodes 146 amino acids. Gene Ontology annotation, cellular component: ribosome; cytosolic large ribosomal subunit. Gene Ontology annotation, molecular function: structural constituent of ribosome.
UUUCUAACCAGCUUUACGCUUCGUUGUAGCUUUAUUCUGCGUUUAUGUAAGAACGCAUAUACAUAUAAUAUAUCGGUAAUUCUUCUGAGAAACAAUCGUAAGGAUGGCAAAGCUUAUGAAGCCAGGCCGCGUCGUGAUCGUGCUCACUGGUCGUCGUGCAGGUCGCAAGGGUAUUAUUGUCCAAUGCAAUGAGAAUGUUAGCAAGCGCAGGCCUUAUGCUAACUGUUUGAUUGCUGGUAUUGAUAGGUAUCCUUCUAAGGUUACCCGUAAGAUGAGCAAGGAGCAGAUUAAGAAGCGCCUUCGCAUCAAGCCUUUCGUCAAAUACGUCAAUGUUAACCAUUUGAUGCCCACUCGCUAUGUUGUCACUGGACGCCUUGACCCCAAGGCUCUUGUUACUGACAGUCAGAUGGAGAGUCGCGAAACUCGUAAGGAGGCUCGCAUGGCAUUGAAGGCUGUGUUCGAGGAGGCCUUGAACACUCCUGACCCAACUGAGGGCAAGAUUACUAAGGAUGCUCUGUUCCUCAGGCAGAAGCUCAAGUUCUGACACAUUCUAAAUUAUACAAUCGUUAUUAC